This is a messenger RNA of Bursaphelenchus xylophilus (pine wood nematode), 5580 nucleotides long. The record is from the annotation of a GenBank genome assembly. NCBI's taxonomy places the organism in Eukaryota, Metazoa, Nematoda, Chromadorea, Rhabditida, Aphelenchoididae.
AUGUCUGGUAACGAAGAAACGCUCAAGAAUAUCCCAGAGAACGCCGAUGCGUAUGCGCUCGUAACGCUCGCCAUUUGCAUCCCAUCGGUGUUUGCUCAUCUUCUGAUUGGCUAUGUAAGUAUACACAGGCUAUGAAAAUAUGUUUUUUACGGUUUUUCAAAAAGUGCAUUGACUUUUUUCGCAAUCCGCACUGUGCAAAAACCACCAUUUUGCACCGUGCAUUUGACAUUUUGCACUGUGCAAUGGAAAUAUCGCGCGACAAGAGAGAUUUUCAGCGGAGUCGCUGCGACAUUUCUGAAGCGAUUUCGCGCGAUGAGUGAAAAUGCACAGUGCAAAAUGAUCGAAAAGGCCGCACCGUGCGAAAAAAAGAGAAGGGUUUUUGUCUGCACCGAGCUUGCACUGUGCAUUUGACCUUUCGCACCGUGCAAUCAACAUAUCGCUGCGACGCAGGCUUUUUCUCAAUUCCGUCGCCGCAAGUUUGCAUAAGAAUUUGCACUGUGCAAAAAAGGGGUUUUGGGGGUCUGAACCGUGCGAAAGAAUUUGCUCUGCGUGAGAGAAUUUGCACUGUGCAAAUUUUGUUUUCGGUGUUCGCACUGUGCAAAAACUCCCAUUUUGCACCGUGCAUUUGAAAUUUUGCACUGUGCAACGCAAAUAUCGCGCGAGAAAAGCCAUUUUCAGCAGAGUCGCUGCGACGUUUCCGAAGCUUCAAUAAAUCUUAAAAAAUUUUUUUGGUCGAUUUCAUGGUCGAAAAAAAAAAUAAUUUUUUGUCUAAACUGAUAUUGUAUUUAAUUUUAAGCUUUUCAAACCUUUUUAACCUCUGCUUUAAACGGCAAAAAUUGGAUUGAAAUAUUUAUAGAAACCUAAAUGCAACGUUCAUGUUUCCUUCCAGUUUUGCACACACACCGGGCCAAUUUUCGUUUCUCGCGUUUCUUUAGUGUUCCUGUAUUAAUAUAUGCCACAGGUUUGGUACAUUAGAAUCGACGUAAAUGACAUUUCUGUAUGGUUUUCACCUGUCGCAGCCGGUUGAAGGUCAUAGGUUGUUUUGCGAAAAAACCAAAGUGUAAAUACGUGUAUAUGUAACAUAUAGAUAGAAGCGGACGCAGAAAAAGUUUUUAUUUUUUUGGCCACCACACAAAAAAUUUAAAAAAAUAACAAAAAAGAUCAGUGUUUUUCUUUCCAUGCGAGCUGCGCUUAGGGGAAGAAAAGAAGCCUAACAUUUUCUGCGACAAAUCCACAUUAUUUUCCCGACAGACUGAUCUUUUCAUAAAAUGCAUGGAGAUUUUGUUGCGGUCCGCACCGUGCACAAAAACCCCCCAUUUUGCACCGUGCAUUUCGGCUUUUUUGGUUUUCGCACUGUGCAUCUGAAAUAUCGCCGCGACAUAAGCAAGUUUCAACCAUUUCUUGAGGUUUGCACUGUGCGAAACGAGAAAACGCACUGUGCGUUAGCGACAAGCGUGGGAAAAAAGUUCAAAAUGCACUGUGCAUCGCCAAAAAAAGUCUACGCACUUUGGAAAAAGCGUAGUAAUACUAUAUAUAAUAUAAAGAACGUUGUUUCAGGCAACACUAAAGUCCCCCCUGUUCAACAAGCAGCUAGCCCUACGCGCCAAUUUUUUCAUUUCGUUGGCCGCCGGCUUGCAUGUGCCGUAUUUCAUUUUCGGCGCGAUUCAGCAGCUAAUGCAACAUGCCUACGCCAAUAUUUAUGUCGAUGUAAGUCGCCGAGUCCGUCGGGAAAAUAGUGAGCACACUGUUGCUGCGCUGACCGUGUUGCUGAAGUGAAAGCAAUUUGAUUUUCUCUGCAACACAAUUCAUUUUCUCGGCGGCGAUGCGAUUUUGGAUGCAACAGAGUGCUCAUUAUUUCCCCGACAGGCUGAUAGCGUGCAUAAAGAUUGAGCUUUUGAAUCUUUCUUUUUCAGAUCUGGUCACUCACCUCCGACGUUUUCUGGUACUCCAUGAUCUUUCAACACAUUUUCCUCGCGAUCUAUCGGGUGCUCAUCGUAAAUACAGCCUUUGUUCACAAAGAGGAACAAAGGCGCAAAUACGAUGUAAGCCAUUGUAAAAUUCGGUGAUUAAUAUUCCGACCGUGAAGUCGCUGGAGUGAUUUCUGCGACAUGCACUGUGCAGAAAAAGUCAGAGCGACAGCCCAAAAAAGCCGAUCGCACGGUGCAAAAUGAACCUUGUUUUCGCACAGUGCAUGUCGCGAAAAUCACUCCAGCGACGUUGCAAACGGACGAGUAGUCGUUCCAGAGAGUGCGUAGAUUUUUUGGCAUCUUUUCACACCACACCGUGCAAGUUUCCUGUUCCCCGCGCGAUUCCUUUCGCCCGCCCAAAAUUCGCGCCGACUCCGUUGAGAAAAUUUUUCAAUUUGAAAAAUAUUUCCGUCGUAUAACAUGUCACACCUCAUUUUUUUCAAUUUGAAAAAAUUUUCCAUCGUAUAACAUGUCACACCUCAUUUUUUUCAAUUUGAAAAAUAUUUCCGUCGUAUAACAUGUCACACCUCAUUUUUUUCAAUUUGAAAAAAAAUUUCCGUCGUAUAACAUGUCACACCUAUUUUUUCAAUUUGAAAAAAAUUUCCGUCGUAUAGCAUGUCACACCUCAUUUUUUUCAAUUUGGAAAAAAUUUCCAUCGUAUAACAUGUCACACCUCAUUUUUUUCAAUUUGAAAAAAAAUUUCCUUCGUAUAACAUGUCACACCUAUUUUUUCAAUUUGAAAAAAAUUUCCGUCGUAUAACAUGUCACACCUCAUUUUUUUCAAUUUGAAAAAAUUUUUUAUCGUAUAACAUGUCACACUUCAUUUUUUCAGUUUGAAAAAAAAAAGUUUCCGUCGUAUAACAUGUCACACCUCAUUUUUUUCAAUUUGGAAAAAAUUUCCAUCGUAUAACAUGUCACACCUCAUUUUUUUCAAUUUUCGGCUCUCUUUGCAAAGCGUCAGCUAAAAUUUUCAAGAAUUGAUAUGUGGCCUAUACCCAACAUCUUCUCAAAAUUUUAAGAAAAUCUGAAAAUUACACACAUUACACUUGAGGUGCUUCUCAUGUAAACCAAGCUUAAAUUUAACUGUUUAAAAACCCGUCGCUUUCAGUACCCGAUCCUCCUCAGUUGGCUGGCUGGAAUUCUGUUCACAGUAGCUCAUAACGCCCGCUCCUAUGACGUCAUCUACACGUAUGAUCUGGCGAAAGUUGGCUGGGUAUCCAGAGCCAAAUUCGGGUUGGCCGAGGACAUUUUAUUGGCAAUUAAAAUUAGUCUAAUGACCGUUGGACUGAUCUGCACUGGGAUUGUGAUGCGGCGGAUUUUGCGACAAGUAAGAGGAGUGACAGACUAUGAUCAGUCUGUCGGGAAAAUAAUGUGCACUCUGUCGCAGCGAAAAUCGGAUCACCGCCUUGCAAAUGAAUUGUGUCGGGGAAAAGAUCAAAUUGUUUUUCACUUCAGCAACGCGAUCGGCACAGCGACAUUGUGCUCAUUAUUUUCCCGACAGAACGAUACUAUGCUUUUUCAAAAGUGCGCAAAAAAUCAUGGCUAAAGUUCCUUAUUUUGGCCACAACUUAUAACUUUGCGGAAACUGGUCGGAAUUAGCCCAAAUUUAGCGUGCACGCUCAAUUCAUCGUUGUCAAUGCCCGGACAGUGGAUUUAGUUAGUGAGGUACCUUCUUUUUUACGUACCACCUUACCCUUCAAAAACGGCUGCAGCCUGUGAUUUUACACUUUAUGCGAUGAAACAUGUCCGGAACUAAACUUAUUGCCUCCGUAUGGAACUAAAUGAGUCGUCACAGCCUUCGUAGGUACCCUUAAAACGAGCUAUUAUAGUAAUUCAGUGCCAGCUAGGUCGAAGCGUUUUUUCUUAACUUUAGUGCCCAAGCUUGGGCGCAGUUCGCGGGGUACCUUUGUUUUGGCCAAAAUAAGGAACUUUUUCCAAAAUCAUUUUUUUUCCGCGCGAAACUCGCAAAAAUAUGGCCAAAAAGUGUUUUCUCUGACCACUCUCCGCAUUUAGCGUACUCUCUCGGCCGAAACGAUCGUCAAAUAUUUCUCUCUCCCUGAAAGCGCGAGCUAAAACAUUUAUGGAUUUAAAAACAAGCGUAUUUUACAAUUUGCAGAAGAGUCGAUUCGGUCUGCAUGAACUUCGCAUCUUCCUGGUCGGCUCAAUUAUUUUCGUACUUCUAUUUAUUCGCGAAUUCAUCCGCGUUCUGAUCGAAAAUAUUUGGUUCUUCAAGUAUUUCUGGACGAAUUCGUAUGCCAUCCGCAACAUGUUGGCGGUUCUUGUGGUCUGCCUACCUCCGUAUUUGUCGGUUAUUUUGAAUAGGUAAGAUCUUCUUGAUCUUUUGGGUUUAUGUCUGUAAGCAUGGCCCAGGGCAAUUCUUUGCAAAUUCACGACAAGACGGGUUGUCAUAUUAUCAGUCUGUCGGGAAAAUAGUGAGCACUCUGUCGCUUCCAAAAUCGCAUCGCCGCCGAGAAAAUGAAUUGUGUCGCGGAGAAAAUCAAAUUUAGGUGGGACAUGUUAUACGACUGAAACUUUUUUUCAAUUUAAAAAAAUUUUCCAUCGUAUAACAUGUCACAUCUAAUUUUUUCAAUUAGAAAAAAAAAUUCAACGUAUAACAUGUCACAUCAAUUUUUUUCAAUUUGGAUUUUUUUUCAUCGUAUAACAUGACACAUCAAAUUUUUUCAAUUUGAAAAAUUUUUCCAUCGUAUAACAUGUCACACCUAAUUUUUCUCAAUUUUGAAAAAUUUUUUCAUCGUAUAACAUGUCACACCGAAUCUUUCUCAAUUUGAAAAAAAAAAUUCGUCGUAUAACAUGACACAUCCAAUUUUUUCAAUUUGAAAAAAAAUUUCAUCGUAUAACAUGUCACACCGAAUUUUUUUCAAUUUGAAAAAAUUUUUCAUCGUAUAAAAUGUCACACCUAAUCUUUCUCAAUUUGAAAGAAUUUUUCAUCGUAUAACAUGUCACACCAAAUUUUUCUCAAUUUGAAAAAUUUUUUCAUCAUAUAACAUGUCACACCAAAUUUUUCUCAAUUUAAAAAAAUUUCCGUCGUAUAACAUGACACAUAUAAUUUUUUUCAAUUUUAAAAUUUUUUUUUAUCGUAUGACAUGUCACAAUUCAUUUUUUCAGUUUGAAAAAAAAAUUUCAUCGUAUAACAUGUCACACCGAUUUUUUCUCAAUUUGAAAAAUGAGGGGGAGUGUUCAAAAAAAGAGGAGUGUUCAUUUAAGGGGGAGUAUUCAAAAAGGGGGAGAGCUCGGAAAAAACGGAGAGCUCGGGCUCAAUCGGACAAAAUUGUACAACUCCACAUUAUUUUCCCGACGAACUGAGAUGAGAAUUUCCUGAGCCGGGGUUUUUAAAAUUCCCCCAGGCGCUCGGAAACUUCGGCCCGCUUCGAUAUUUGGCCAUGCUUUAAACUUCAGUCUUACGACAGAUAUUAGUCAGUUUUUGAAUUUCAGUCAACUCCGCAAUCAACUUCACACUCAGAUCUUUGGCACCACCACCGGCACAUCAUCGUUUAUUGAUUUGGGAAACGACACAACGAUUACGAAAGCGCAGCAUUCUUGGAGACACAUACAGGUCAAGGUCUUGCCCAUGAGCAAGUCUUUCCAUCGGUGA